Jatropha curcas is the source of this 820-nucleotide messenger RNA. Lineage: Eukaryota; Viridiplantae; Streptophyta; Magnoliopsida; Malpighiales; Euphorbiaceae. The record is from RefSeq and is a predicted model, not a curated record.
AUCCAUCGGUGCGGUGUAUGGGUAGAAUACACUACAGCGCAGGUAAUUGUUACUCAUGAAAGAGUUCAGUAUUGACACCGAAUUCAUUGAAUCACAAUUGUUAUUUCCGUUUGGUUUCUCAUUCCGUUUCUCUUCUUCCUCGAAAUUUUCACUGUUUCUGAAAACCAGAAACCAGAUCAUCAACAAAAUUAUCACAAGCUGUUAAUUAAUUGUUCUUGGUUGGAAUCUGAUGGAUACCGAUGAGAGGCCUACUGGCCAAGUUGAACAACCUGCAAUAGAUGCUGGUGAUUGGAGAGCUGUCUUGCAGCCUGAUACUCGACAGCGAAUUGUCAAUAAAAUAGUGGAGACAUUAAAGAAACAUCUUCCAUAUUCUGGUCUAGAGGGAUUAGAACAACUCAGGAAAAUUGCAGUGCGGUUUGAGGACAAGAUUUAUGUUAUUGCUAAAAGCCAGUCAGAUUAUCUACGGAAAAUUUCUUUGAAGAUGCUCUCUAUGGAGGCCAAGUAUCAACGUCCUAUGUACAAUUCUUUACCACCCAGACAGCUUGGUCCAGAAGAUGCAAAGAAAGCAGAGUUGGAAGAACUUACAAGAGAAAUUAUGGAGCUUAUCUUAGAGCCGGAGGAAUUGUAUAAAGAUGUUGAAGUUGUUGUUUGUACUUCCUCAUCUAAUAUGGAAUUUAGAUGAUGUUUAUGUUUAUUUGGAGAAACUGGAUGGCGUUUGAAUGAUGUUUAUGUUUAUUUGGGAGAAUUCGGAUGAUGUUUAAUUAGAACUUUUAUACAUUUGUGCUUAUGUGAAGAAUAUUAAAAUUUAUUGUUGUGUUAA